Trametes versicolor FP-101664 SS1 is the source of this 1284-nucleotide messenger RNA. RefSeq names its product methionine aminopeptidase. The transcript has 12 exons. Lineage: Eukaryota; Fungi; Basidiomycota; Agaricomycetes; Polyporales; Polyporaceae. Gene Ontology annotation, biological process: proteolysis. Gene Ontology annotation, molecular function: metalloaminopeptidase activity. The record is from RefSeq and is a predicted model, not a curated record. The coding region runs from base 28 to 1164 and encodes 378 amino acids.
CGACUUCCUCCUCCGACAUUUCCAGGCAUGAGCACGGUCACCAUCGCUUGCCAGUCCUCGACCUGCCCGAACGGUCACCCGCCAUCCCGUCUGGAAUGUCCGACGUGCAACAAGCUCGGGAUAAAGGGAUCCUUCUUCUGCGGCCAGGACUGCUUCAAGGCAAACUGGAAAACCCACAAGAUCAUCCAUGACAUCGCCACUCCUCGCCAGCCUCUCCUGGAUGAUCCCAACAUCAACAAAGACGGGACUUUCAAUCCCUUCGGCGCCUACAAAUUCACCGGUACCAUGCGCCCCGUCUACCCUCUCUCCCCUAAGCGUCCUGUACCGGAGCAUAUCCCUAGGCCAGAGUACGCCGAAGACGGCUACCCGGCGACCGAGAGCAGACGCGCCGGCCAACCUCCCCGAUGCCUUUCCCCCGAGGAGCAGGACAAAAUGCGCGUUGCAUGCCGGCUCGCCCGCGAGGUUCUUGACAUAGCUGCCGCGGCCGUUCGCCCGGGCAUCACUACGGAUGAGAUCGACGCGAUUGUGCACCAAGCCACCAUCGACCGCGACUCGUACCCAUCCCCGCUUAACUAUCGCAACUACCCCAAGUCCGUGUGCACGUCCGUCAAUGAGGUCAUUUGCCACGGUAUCCCCGACAAGCGCAAAUUGCAGGAGGGCGAUAUCAUCAACAUCGAUGUGUCGCUUUACAAGGAUGGCUUCCAUGCGGAUCUGAACGAGACGUACCCUGUCGGCCGCGUCGAUGAGGACUCGCAGCGCGUUAUGCGUGCCGCCCGCAAGUCCCUGGACGCCUCAAUCAAGCUCUGCAAGCCCGGCGCGCUCUUCCGCGACCUCGGCAGGACCAUCGAGCCCAUCGCGCGCGCCCACGGCUGCUCCGUCGUCCGCACGUACUGCGGUCACGGUAUCAACGAUCUGUUCCAUUGCUCGCCGAACGUGCCGCAUUACGCAAAGAACAAGGCCGUUGGGACCAUGAAGCCCGGCAUGUGCUUUACCAUUGAGCCCAUGGUCAACCUCGGCCACUGGGACCUCGAGCACUGGCCGGACGACUGGACGUCUGUCACGAUUGACGGCAAGCGCAGCGCGCAGUUCGAGGAGACGCUCCUGAUCACCGACACCGGCGUCGAGAUCCUCACGGCUGGCAAGCCCCGAGAAGACCUACUAUGAUGCCCGAUGCCCGAUGAAUAGCUGAAUUGACGGUUCACCACGCUGUGUCAUAGGUUGGUGUCUGUAUUGGUGUUCGCUGUGUCCUGUAGAACAUAUAAAAUGGGAAUCACUAUCUACAGC